AAAUGCCCCUCAAGAAACAACGAGGGCGAAAACGGAAGGAGAUUUUUUCUACUGAAUCUAGUGAGGUUUUGGCCACCCCAGAUGAACUGGAAGUUGAAUCAAUAUUGGACAAGAAAUUCGUCAACGGGGAGGCUCGAUACCUCCUGAGGUGGAAAGGAUACGACUCUUCUGAAGAUACAUGGGAACCUGUUGAACACCUGGGGUGUCCUGCCCUAUUAGAAGAGUUUAACCGUAACUGGGAAAAACAGCAAGCAGGGAAAAGCCCUGAAGACGACUUGACGAUGAGUACAAAUGAGAUUCAAACUGAUAAGCCGAAGGUAAAGAGACCAAGAAAACACAAGUACCAAGAGCUGCAGCAUGAUAAAAAUGCAGGCAGCGAUGACGAUGAUUUUCCGACCCAAGUACCAGUCUCAAAGCAAUCAAUGGACGGCUGUGUAACUGAAGAGCCUAUUUCAAAUUCCGUGUUUAGUAACGAGAGUGCAGCAGUUUCAACAAACAAGCCGAAUCAAGUUCCCGAGAAAGUUGUGAAAACGGAGCCGAAGAUCUUCUUGGAUUCGGACGAUACUGCUUCUGAACCGUGUUCGUCUCAAAGAGACGUACAAGAGGUAAAUGUAGACCAAACGAGAAAAGAACCGAUAGGAUUUGCACGGGGAUGCGAACCUGAUUGUAUAUUGGGGGCAACAGAAGCAGGAGGAAGUCUGAAGUUCCUAAUGAAGUGGAAGAACUGCAGCAAAGUAGACCUGGUCUCAUCUGAAGAAGCAAAUGAGAAGUGUCCAAAGACUGUCAUAGCGUUUUAUGUCAAGCAUCUAACCUGGAAAUCAGGUCCCAAUCCUAAUUGAACUUGAACUCAGAAACUUUCAUCCUUUUCUAAUUUUAAUGAAAAACGUAUUAAAUUUUUAUUUGUACGGCAAUAGAUUAAAAACUUUGUUCUAAAAGGGUUCUUCUGAUACUUCGCUUAUACUUUUUGUUUUUAGAUUUUAUCGAUCUUCAUAUCUCUUUAAAGCAAAUAUGUUCAUUAGUGUUAUAAAUUACUUAUUCUGAUCAUUCGUUUUAUGAAUGAUCAACUUCAAAUCAGUAUAAAGUUUACUGCUCUGUGCAUCUGUUUUUAAUUUAAUUACAUUGGAAAACUGCUAUUUCAAGAUGGCACUUCUUAAUCGAUUAUGUGAAUUUUUUUCUUUAAGAUUAUUGUCCAAUAUUGUAU
Messenger RNA from Symsagittifera roscoffensis, 1201 nucleotides. RefSeq names its product chromobox protein homolog 3-like. The transcript has a single exon. Gene Ontology annotation, biological process: chromatin organization; negative regulation of transcription by RNA polymerase II. Lineage: Eukaryota; Metazoa; Xenacoelomorpha; Acoela; Convolutidae. Gene Ontology annotation, molecular function: chromatin binding. Gene Ontology annotation, cellular component: pericentric heterochromatin; nucleus. The coding region runs from base 3 to 839 and encodes 278 amino acids. The record is from RefSeq and is a predicted model, not a curated record.